Molecule: messenger RNA, 1505 nt
Organism: Cavia porcellus (domestic guinea pig)
Lineage: Eukaryota; Metazoa; Chordata; Mammalia; Rodentia; Caviidae
Gene: Nphs2
Product: NPHS2 stomatin family member, podocin
Exons: 8
Coding region: 145-1296 (383 amino acids)
Cellular component (GO): plasma membrane
Source: RefSeq, a predicted model, not a curated record
CCUCGUCCUCCCGCCCUGCCUGGCCGGACGGCCUUUAGGGGCCCGGGGCUCCCCCACAGCACAGACGUCAGUCUGCUAGUCAGUCUGCAACCGUCUCUGCGGGAAUCGCGCUCCGCUCCCGGACCGCAGCCCCGCGGUCCGAGGAUGGAGAGGAAGGCGCGGAGCCCCUCCAGGGAGCGCCACCGGCGCGGCGGCCGGGCCUCCCCCGGGGAGAGCAGGAGGGCAAAGGCCGAGAGGAGCGGCAGGGGCCGCGGGCGCCGGGAGCCUGGGCCCGCGCUGCCCGGGUCCCCGCCGGCUGCGAGUCCCGCGCAGUCCCGAGCGCCCGCCGCCACCGUGGUGGACGUGGACGGGGUGCGGGGCUCGGGGGAGGAAGGCACCGAGGUGGUGGCGCUGCUGGAGAGUGAGCGCCCCGAGGAAGGUGCCAAGCCCUCAGGUUUAGGGGCCUGUGAGUGGCUUCUUGUCCUCGCCUCCCUUCUCUUCAUCAUCAUGACUUUCCCUUUGUCCAUCUGGUUCUGCAUAAAGGUUGUACAAGAGUAUGAGAGAGUAAUUAUAUUCCGACUGGGACAUCUGCUUCCUGGAAGACCCAAAGGUCCUGGUCUGUUCUUCUUUUUGCCGUGGCUAGAUACUUACCACAAGGUUGACCUUCGUCUCCAGACCUUGGAGAUCCCCUUUCACGAGGUUGUUACCAAAGACAUGCUUAUAAUGGAGAUAGAUGCUGUCUGCUACUACCGAAUGGAAAAUGCCUCUCUUCUCCUAAGCAGUCUUGCUCAUGUGUCCAAAGCUGUCCAAUUUCUUGUGCAAACCACCAUGAAGCGUCUCUUAGCACAUCGAUCACUCACAGAAAUUCUUUUAGAGAGGAAGACCAUUGCCCAAGACGUAAAGGUUGCCUUGGAUUCAGUGACCUGUAUUUGGGGAAUCAAAGUGGAGAGAAUGGAAAUUAAAGAUGUGAGGUUGCCUGCUGGGCUUCAGCACUCGCUGGCUGUGGAAGCCGAAGCACAAAGACAGGCCAAAGUGCGGAUGAUAGCUGCAGAAGGGGAGAAGGCGGCCUCCGAGUCCCUCAGGAUGGCAGCUGAGAUUCUGUCAGGCACACCGGCUGCUGUUCAGCUUCGGUACCUCCACGCUCUCCAGUCCUUGUCCACAGAGAAGCCUUCCACUGUGGUUUUACCUUUGCCGUUUGACCUGCUCAAUUUCCUGUCUCCCCCCAGCAAUCGAACUCAAGGAAGCAUCCCGCUCCCAAGUUCUGCCAAACCCAUUGAGCCACUGAAUCCCAAAAAGAAAGACUCUCCCAUGUUAUAGAGUAGAUGAGCAAAGCAUGAUGUGACUGUAAGGGAUCUGUCUCAGACAGUCUGUCCUCAGCGUCUGCCAAGCGGAAUGUCCUUGGCAUCCCUUAUGUCACAAUGGGAAGAUGGUGAAAUGGUGUGAGGAGGGACGUUACAGGUUUGGGUGGAUCAUCUUACAAAAGUCAUUAUGGGAAAGAGCCUCAGUAUAUGAUCUAAUGUGGAAAA